Messenger RNA from Colossoma macropomum (tambaqui), 5811 nucleotides. Its product is annotated as interferon-induced very large GTPase 1-like. The transcript has 6 exons. The record is from RefSeq and is a predicted model, not a curated record. Gene Ontology annotation, molecular function: GTP binding. Bases 193 to 5805 code for a protein of 1870 amino acids. Lineage: Eukaryota; Metazoa; Chordata; Actinopteri; Characiformes; Serrasalmidae.
CAGUUCCUGGGGCAGAGAUCUCACAGCGAGCGGCAGGAACCCACAGCAAGAGGAAACAAAGACAUUUACUAGUACUCAGGAGCAAUGAAGAGGCAAAAAAGAAGAAAGCACUCUUCAAGCUGACAAGCAGGAAAGUAAAAGAAGGAAAAACAACUACAGUCAUCAAGUUUCAGUCUUUCAUCAUCCAGUAAGAUGGAUCAAAAGAUCCAAGAGCUCACUGUUACACUGUUUGGCAACAGCUCCGCUGUUCAUUUUGGAGAUGAGAACAUUCUGCUUGGACAAAAUAAACUUGCAACAGAUAAUGCUGAUUUCUCUCUGACUGUUUCAAAAAUAAGGAAUGUAUCAGGGCGCAGUGUCAAUUUAAUUAACAUCCUGGACUUGCAAGACAGUGAACUUUACCUGGACUCUGUGGACCAGGCAAUAGCUCGCCUAGUCAAUGAAAAUGAAAUCCAUGCCUUUGUCUUUGUUCUCCAACUGUGCCAGUUAACAGAUACAGAUAAGAUGGGACUAGAAUGGCUGCAAAGAAUGUUUGGUGAAAGUGUGCUACCUUUCGUGAUGAUUCUCUUCACUUAUGAGAAGGAAGAGGACUGUGACACCAUCAUAGAUGACCUGAAAAAAAAUCCUGUUCUAGAGCAGCUGCUCACGAAGUGUGGCGACAGGUAUUACACCUGCAGCAAGAGCAUGAACAACCAAUCCGAGAUGAAAACACUGCUGGAGAAGAUUGACCACAUGGUUUCUGAGAACAGUCAGUGCUGCUACACUGCAGAACUCUACAACACAGCUUCAAACCUCAGAGAACGACUGCAAGACAGUAAGAACCAACGUGCAUGUAGCUCUCAACAGCCACAGGAUGAUGUGGAUGCUGCAGCCAGCAAACAAAUAACAGAAACAGAAACGGUCUCCAAAACAUCCAGAUUUCUCAAGACUUUAAAGUCAAUCUCAUACACGGUCCGGGACAAAAUAAAAGGCCGUAAUCCUUCGGAGGAAAAUGUAGAGCUUAAAGUUGCAGUACACCCUCAACAGAACUAUGAAGAAAAAGAAAAACUUUUGGGCAAGCAAACAGACCAGCUCUUUACAAGACUUCAGUUGGAAAAAAAUCAGCAACAAAAGCUAAAAACUGCAGAUGUUCUUCAAAUAACUGCACAGUCAUUAAGCUCCCAAGACUCUUGUAGAGAGAAAGAACUUGUUAAGACAUUUUUACAAAGGCUGCUGUUGAUGGACUACAGAGCAAGAAAUAUUACAGUCAGUGAGAGAGAUCAAAGACAGUCAGGUACAACAGAGAAAGAUGAGGAGGACACAUGGGAAAGUUUCAUCACGACAAAGUCAGAGCUUGAUGAUGGAAAAGGUAAAGAUCAUAUUGACCCCAUGGAUGUUCAGAUGGCUGUGUUCCACUGCUCAGACAAUUUCCUAAAACAGCUGAUAGUGACUAAACUUUCACAGUGUCAAUAUGCACUACCUCUGCUAGUGCAAAAUCCUUUCACAGGAAAGAUUGAGUUUCCUCUGUGGACAUUCCGCCAGAUUAGGAAGAGCUGGAAGACCUGUGCAAUUUCUGGUGAGACAACCAGCAAAACCAAACCAAUAUAUGAAGCAGAAACACCAAUGGUCGUCUUCUUUAGGAUUGGCGCUAUUUCCUCAUCCAAGUCUCAACUCAUGAACAGCCUGAUCAAUGAGAAGCACAACACAUUCUUCCACAGGGACUGUCCAGGCAGCUGCAGAGAUCGUCUACUGAUGGCUGGUGUGGUGGAGAUUUCCUGGUACCUCCCAUCUGGCAAAGGCACAGAUCAUUUCACUGACUGUGUGGCUUUCUGUAAUCUACGUGGUGAUGGAGAAACUCACAAGAAACAACUGGAGAUUCUGACUGAAAUGUCUUCUGUGAAUGUUGUAGUUGUAGGUGAUCAAGAUGAUAAGAUCACAAGCAAUGAAAUUCUACAGAAGCUCUUCAAAUGCCCAAAGCCACUAAUUUGCUUAUUCUGUGAGGAUAACUCAAAGGCCAGUGGGGGAAAGAAUUUGAAAUAUAAAAUUGGUCUCAAAGACAGGAACAAAUCAGAUGUGCUUACGGAUCUCAGAAAGGUAAUUAAGGAAUGUACCUCAAAAUCACUUUCUACUUUCAGUCUUGAUAAACUGGGCCAGAAAAAGGAGAUAAGAAAAGAUGAGAAUGAUGAGGAAUGCCAGAACGGAAAAGGAGCUGCUAUGCAGAUAAUGAUGCUGCUGAAAGGAAUUGAAAUGUCCAAAAUUAAGGAGCUGUAUCUCCCAUGUCAAGGAAAACAGUGGCAUAAGUGGUGUGAGAAAAAGAAGGAACUACACAGACUUCAAGGACCCAACAUAGAGAUGCAAAAGUGUAAAAAGCAAGCUGAAAUGAAGGAGAUUCGUAAAGAGCAACAUCAACAUGGACUCUCAAAACUAAUGGAGCUAUUUAUUGACACACUGAAGUCGCUAACAGAAAACGAGAAGUGCUAUUUUCUAAAAUGGCUUGGGAUCCUACUGGAUAACAGUACCACAGAUGAGCUCUCUGGCUUCCGUCAAGCAUAUGAUCUGACCUGGUCAAAAGUUCUGGACCUAAAAGGACAAGCAGACAAAUCAGAAGAAAUGAAGGCUGCCCAAACACAACUUGAAGAAAUAUCACAAAAACUGAGCGCUGUGUCCUUCGGUAUGGAACACAUUCUCAGGGAGAUGGGUCAGAUAUAUGAGUCAUUAAUCAGUGUUCAAGUAGCAAAGAAAGACUUCACUCUCCCGAAAAUUGCAGCUGAGGUGAUGCUAUCUGGGCAUCCACUGGAGCUGAUGGACGGUGAUACAGGUCAUGUUCCCCUGGACUGGGUUUCUGCAGUUCUGGAUGAACUUAUAAAUAAACUGGGAGAUCUGAGAGUUUUUGUGUUGUCAGUUUUGGGGAUUCAGAGCUCUGGGAAAUCCACCAUGCUCAAUGCCAUGUUUGGACUACAGUUUGCGGUCAGUGCAGGAAGGUGUACCAAAGGAGCCUUUAUGCAGCUGGUUAAAGUGUCUGAGGAGAUGAAGACAAAAAUGAAGUUUGAUUAUAUUGUUGUUGUUGACACUGAAGGCUUACGAGCUCUAGAAUUUACUGGAAUGUCAACAAGACAACAGGACAAUGGACUUGCAACAUUUGUUGUAGGUCUUGGAAACAUGACUUUGAUCAAUAUUUUUGGAGAGAACCCAGCAGAGAUGCAGGACAUCCUUCAGAUUGUUGUUCAGGCCUUCAUGAGGAUGAAGAAAGUGAGAUUGAAUCCCAGUUGCAUGUUUGUGCAUCAGAAUGUUGGAGAAGUCACAGCUGGAGAGAAAAACAUGGAAGGACGGAAACGCUUGCUGGACAAACUGGACAACAUGACAAAAUUAGCUGCUAAAGAGGAAGACUGCAAUGCAAAAUGUUUCAGUGAUGUCAUUGCAUUUCAUGUGAGGAGUGAUGUGUGGUACUUCACACAGCUCUGGGAGGGCAGCCCACCCAUGGCACCACCAAACCCUCUGUACUGUGAAAACAUUCAGGAGCUAAAGAGCAACAUCAUCUCAAAAAUCUCCACAAACCGUGGUGUGACACUCUCAGAAUUCAAAGAAAAUUUCAGCAGUUUGUGGAAUGCACUGUUAGAUGAAAAUUUUGUGUUUAGCUUCAGAAACACUUUGGAGAUUGCAGUGUACAGGAAACUGGAGCAUGAGUACAGUAAAUGGACCUGGAGUCUGAGGAGCGCCAUGCUGGCGAUUGAGAACAGACUCCACAACAGAGUCAUUAAUGAAAGUUUCUUGGAAAUUGAUAAAAAAGACAUCAUAGAAUGCAUGAAAAAGACAAAAACAGAUGUAGAAACAUCAAUUAAAAAGUUUUUUGAUGAAGACUGGGAUAAAGAAAUUUUGAUUCAAUGGCAAGAAAGAUUUCAGAGGAAAAUUUCAGAACUUUGCAAUGAGCUUGUAGAAGGAACAAAGAGAAAGCUGGAUGAAGUUAUUCGACUGAAAAUAGCGAGGGAGAAAAUAGACUGUGAAAAGAAAGCAUAUGAAAGUAAACUUUUUAAACUGAGUAAAGACCUUGCCAAAGAAAAAAACAAAGAAACCAAAGAAGAAGCACUCGAAAAAGAAUUUGAAGAUGUCUGGUCCAAGUGGGUCACCGAACUGACACCAGACACACCCACAUUUGGCGAAAUUAAUAUAUGGGGUGAUGUUACAGAGAUCUUGUCAGAAAGCUAUGAACUAAGCUUUGUUUGUGAGCGAGAGACUCAGGGUACCUACAAAAGAAUGGACGUUUUAGGGGAUUAUUCAGACUCUGUCAUUCUUAAAAACCAAGAAGACCCUGACCAGGAAGAUCUGCAAUCAACAGAUGAACAGGGAGAGGAAGAUGACAAUAAGAAUGCUUGUGCAUUAGAACAAGUAGUCAAAGAUGAGAAACAAGGCCUGUGUGAAGACAGCUGCGGAACGAAUACUUUUACAGCAGAUGACGGCAAUUCACUGAGUGCUCUCAUCAGAAGCACUGCCACAGACAUUAAGGCAGAAAUUCAGAAGGUACCCAUUGCUGAACGUGGAUACAGUCACAUCUACAUUCCAGAAAUAAUUGCCUCCGUCAAAGAAAAAGUGAAAACAUAUGAAUCCAGCACCUCAAAGUUUAUACUCAAAAAGGAAUUCACAGUUGAUUUAUGCCUCUAUGUGUGUAAAUUUGCUGCAGAACAAUUUGCAGAGCGGCACAAGGAAUUCAAGGAAGCCUAUGAUGUAAGACUGUACCUGGAGAAACAGAGGCAGCAGUACUUAAAUAUCUUCAAGAACUACUGUAAUGGUGCAACCUCCACAGCUGUGUUUGGUCAGCUAUUUGUGGAUACACUGGAGCCAUCAAUACUGCAGGCAGCAUAUGACCAAACUGCCAUUGAUCUGAGUGAGAAAAUGAAACGUGAUGUUCCUGCAUUUAAUGGAAACAGGUCAAAUCUGGAAAAACACAUUCUGACAUCACUAGCAGAAGAGGGAUCUUUUGAGAAUUACAUUCAAUACAUUCAGAAUCCAAGAGAACAUUUUAACAAUUUUAUUAAGAAGAAGGUCAAUGACUACAUUUUCAAAGACAACUGUUUAGUAGUUCUAGAAACUAUCAAAGGCAACAUCCAGUCCAAAGGAAAGUGUGUGAUGGAUGCUGUGAAUGAAGCAACAAAGGAGGCCAAUAACAGCAACGGAGAUGUCAACAUGUGGCUGCACCAUUUAUCACAAAAGCUAAAAGAUGAGCUUCAGUUUAAAGAAAAGUCAUGUCUUGAGAAGAAAGAAAUUACAGACCUUGACUUUCUUCAAGAGGUUGUGAUUAAAGGUCUAACUAGCAUCAUGCCAAAGUUAAGCACAGGCUUUCAAGACAUUUCUGACCUCAAACUGGAAAUGUUCAGGAAGAAACCUGAUGAGAUUCUGAUUGAGCACCUCUGUCAGUGCUGCUGGGCACAGUGUCCUUUCUGUAAUGCCAUUUGCACCAACACAAUGGAAGAUCACACUGGAAAUCACAGUGUCCGAUUCCACCGUAACUUCGGCACAAAUGGAUGGUCUUACAUUUUUAAAAAUCAGCUUGGGAUUGAUUUCUGUACAACUGCAAUUUCAAGUAAUCUUCUGCAUUUUCAGAAAUCUGGUAAAGUAUUUUCUUUUAAAGAAUACAGAUCUGCAGGUGGAGAAUAUGCCAAGUGGAACAUCAGCCCUGAUAAUUCUGAGAUGCCGUACUGGAAAUGGUUUGUGUGCAAAUUCCAGGAGGACUUGGAAAAGCACUACAAGAAAAAAUUCAUUGGGCAUGGAGAGAUUCCCAGUGAAUGGAAGGAUUACACUAAAGAGAAAGCUAUUGAAAGCUUAAGAGAGUUGUAGUGUAAC